Molecule: messenger RNA, 1627 nt
Organism: Phyllopteryx taeniolatus (common seadragon)
Lineage: Eukaryota; Metazoa; Chordata; Actinopteri; Syngnathiformes; Syngnathidae
Gene: apodb
Product: apolipoprotein Db
Exons: 5
Coding region: 497-1084 (195 amino acids)
Biological process (GO): brain development; lipid transport; tissue regeneration
Molecular function (GO): lipid binding
Source: RefSeq, a predicted model, not a curated record
CAAUGUGGCGUCUCAGAUUGCAAGGUUUGUGAUAAGGGGCUGUGUCAAAGGGAAGAGUGGAAAUUCGCUGUCAAAUUUGACAGUCGUGAAUUUUCCAACAUUUUUGUGUGGAUCCAUACGGAACGGGUAGUUUAAGUCGGCAAAUUUCUCUGCUUCGGCGGUAGUUUCGGAGGCUGUAUGAAAGAGAAUAGCAGAAAGUCAGGAGGUUUAGCCACAGUUUAAGAGGCGACCAUUGUGUAUUUUCUGCCUUUUUCACAAUGACGAAGUCGACCCAUGAAUGUCUUGGCUUCUGAGGCGGCUAUGUAAAAGGGACGAGCAAAAAGAGACAAUAGCCCUUGAAUUUUCAGCUUUUUCAACCAGGAUCGAAGUCCAUCCACAAAUUUUUUAGACCGCAGACAUGAAAUGAAAGGUGAAUUUCUACCAUUUUCCUGGGUGACCUUUUUUUGUGGACAGCACAGACAUGGAAUGAAGGGCCGUAGCCGAUCCCUGAAUCUGCAUGCCGAUAUCCCGGCUGAGGAGGUCGGCACGCAUGUUGCCGUUGUGCGUCGUCCUGGCGUUGUUGCCGCUGCUGACCUCGGCGCAGACGUACCGCUGGGGGGCCUGCCCCAGCCCCAAGGUGCAGCCCAACUUCAACCUCCAGCAGUAUUUGGGCAAGUGGUACGAGAUCGCCAAGCUACCCGCCAGAUUCGAGAGGGGCAAGUGCAUCGAGGCCAACUACGCCAUACGACCAGAUGGAACCAUCCGGGUGUUGAACUCGCAGUUCUAUAAAGACAAGGUGAGGACAGCAGAAGGGACUGCGGUGGUCCACGACCCGAGAGAACCGGCCCGAAUCGGAGUCAGCUUCUCCUACUUCACCCCCUACAGUCCGUACUGGAUCCUGAGCACGGACUACAGCAGCGUGGCCGUGGUCUACUCAUGCACCGACAUCCUGCGCAUAUUCCACGUGGAGUACGCUUGGAUCCUGGGCCGCUCGCGUUUCCUGCCGGACGAGACGGUGCGCUACGCUCAGGACUUGCUGCUGGCUGAGGGCGUGGACCUCUUUCGCAUGACCACCACUGUCCAGACGGGCUGCGAGGACAAGUAGCCUGAUGCUGCUACGUGCUCAAAUGCUACAUGAAUAGCUUCAUCAUUUAGCUGAGCGCACAUUUUCACUGUGAUGUCAAACGCACUUCCGGGUGGCUAAACACUUUGCAAUGGCACCACGAGCACACAAACACUUUGACACAACCAUAUUUUGUCUAACAAAUGUCCGCUAGCCAUAGACGGGGCUUAUGGAAAUUAGCACAGAUGUUACUUACAGUAAUUAUAAAACGGCAAAAAACAGCGGUUUGUAACACACACGGAGCAGCAACACAUACAAACAAACACGCUAACUCGAAGCUGGCUUUUAUACAUACACCAUUUUGUGAUUUAUUUGAUUGUCAUCCAGCUGCUCAUUUAACAAAUGGGGAAAAAAAUUGACUAAUAAUUGAAUCAUAAUCGAUUAUGAUAUGGUGUUAUAAUUUGUACUUAUGCUACAUUUCGUACCAGAGAGUACUUAUGAUUACAAUAAAUGUCAUUUAUGAGUUGAAAGAAGAAAGUUGAUGUCCUCUGUGUAACUUUGCAUAUAAAUUGGAAUUAUGUUUUA